UAUGACCUAACCACGAUCUAACCUUAAAUUUGCCUUGUUUUGUCAAUAUUUUUAUUUUUAUUUGCAACCUUGAUUGGCAAUAAAUGGCUUUAAAAAUUGAAAACGAAGAUGGAUUUUUAAUAGACACAAAGACAUAUUUUAACAGUAUACUUCCGAAGAACGGGUGUGUGUCAGGUAUAAAUGAAAACUUAUUUAAAAUUUUCACACCCUAUUCAACAAAAAACAUUUCUAAAAGAAAGAAAAGUUUGAAAAAGCAAGAUAAUGAAACUAAACAAAAUGAAAACGAAAGCAUUUACUGUGAUUUUAAAAGUGAAGUUCAAACAGUUAAAGAGAAAUACUUGAAAUUUACGAGUUAUCUUAGAAAAAGAGGUUUUUUUCAAGAACGCGAAGCUGUACAAAUUAAAAAUAUUCUAGCUUUAGAGACCGCAGAAAAAGUAUACUUUGAAUCGGGAAAAAAUAUAAUUAAAGAUACUACUGGUUGCAAUUAUGGGCCUGCUACAGUACAAACCUUGGACAGUUCCAAGUUUCUAUUCCCAGAAAACUGUAAAUUUUACAGCAAAGAUAUUUCUAACAUCGAAACACAUUUAAAAGAUACAAAAUUUGAUGUUAUUCUACUAGAUCCACCUUGGUGGAACAAAUACAUUAGGCGGAAAAGGAAAAAGUCUUCUGAAGCAUAUAAUAUGAUGUACAAUACAGAUUUAGAAACAAUACCUAUAGAAAACUUACUUAAAGAUGAUGGUUUAGUCGUUGUUUGGUGCACAAAUUCAUUGCAACACUUGAACUAUUUGACCGAAAACAUUUUUCAGAAAUGGGGUGUUAAAUAUGUUAGUAAAUGGUAUUGGGUAAAGGUUACUAUGAGUGGGGAGCCAGUUUGCAAAUUUUCUGAACCACCAGGUAAACAACCCUUUGAGCAAAUUAUUUUUGCUUGUAAAAAUCCAGAAAAAAAUCCCAUCCCUGAGUCAGGAAAAUUACUUAUUAGCAUACCUAGUGCCAUCCAUUCUCACAAACCACCUCUAAUCGAUGUUAUUAGACCAUACAUGCAAGAAAAUGCAACAUGUUUAGAAAUAUUUGCUAGAUAUUUACUACCGGAAUGGACCAGUUAUGGUAAUGAAGUGUUGAGAUUCCAGCAUGAAUCUUUAUAUGAUUUUAAACAAUAAAAAGAUUAUACAAAAUCAUUUAUCUUCUUAAAUAUCAGAUAUACCAUGUUCUCAGGUGUUUAUAAUAACAAAAAAUAUUCAUAUUUACAAAAAAUGUACUUUUCUGUUAGAAAAAACAAAUUCUAUUUGUAAGUUGUUAUAUAUCUUGUUUUCUAAUGAACUUACAGAUAAAUUUGGUGAUUUUGACAAGAAUAUAAGUUUGUUAAGAUUGCCUGAUUAUACUGGGCAUAUUAAAAAACAGUAUUUUUCUGAAAUAUCUUUUAAUCAAAAAAAAAAUAAUUUAAUAAAAAAUUGUACCUUUAAAGUGGUGAAUAAAAAAGAAGAGAACAAUUGCAUAA
Sitophilus oryzae (rice weevil) is the source of this 1495-nucleotide messenger RNA. RefSeq names its product methyltransferase-like protein 4 (gene Mettl4). Gene Ontology annotation, molecular function: methyltransferase activity; nucleic acid binding. The record is from RefSeq and is a predicted model, not a curated record. The coding region runs from base 84 to 1157 and encodes 357 amino acids. Gene Ontology annotation, cellular component: nucleus; RNA N6-methyladenosine methyltransferase complex. The transcript is spliced from 2 exons. Lineage: Eukaryota; Metazoa; Arthropoda; Insecta; Coleoptera; Curculionidae.